Molecule: messenger RNA, 2764 nt
Organism: Cucumis melo (muskmelon)
Lineage: Eukaryota; Viridiplantae; Streptophyta; Magnoliopsida; Cucurbitales; Cucurbitaceae
Product: origin of replication complex subunit 5
Exons: 7
Coding region: 388-1998 (536 amino acids)
Biological process (GO): DNA replication; DNA replication initiation
Cellular component (GO): nuclear origin of replication recognition complex; nucleus
Molecular function (GO): DNA replication origin binding
Source: RefSeq, a predicted model, not a curated record
AAUCUAAUCAUUGCCUUUAAACAAAAAUUGAGAAGUCAUUCUGAUUAUUAUUUUGGACCAAAUACCGUAUUGUAUGGACAGAAGAAGGCGACCGGCUGCCGGGUGUGUCGGCCGACGGCCAUAGAGGAGGCGGAGGAAGCGUCGGCGCAGUUACGGAAGAAAGAGAUAGGGUUUUACAUUACACUGAACUUCACCGGACCACCAUCCCUCGUAACCUCUCCUUUCUCCUCCUCGAACUGAUUGGAUGUCAAUUUGGCUAAAACGGUGGUAGCAGGCUUUAAUUGCAGUGUGGCUGUGGCAUAGGUGAAUUAGCUUCCUUCUCCAGUUGUACUUUUUGAACUUCACCUUGAUCUUCCUCUCAAUGGAAACCCAAAGGAACUCUGAAGAAUGUCUAAAGAAGAAGACACCAAAGCUACCAGAAGGACAACCCGGUCCUCUUCAGCUGCUGUUCUAAGGGAUUCUGGUGAAAUAAAGAAGAAAUGUGAUCCACAUAUUCCAAGUUUUAAUGAUCUCGUUUUCGGAGAAGAUACCAUUAGUAAGGAAGAUCUCCUAUCUAAUUUUCCUGGACGUCAUACUCAAAUUCUUGAACUCCUUAACCUUUUAGGUCCCCUGAAUUCUCCCAUGCUUCCCCUCUUUGUCUAUGGUGGCACGUCAACGGGGAAAACCAGUGUCAUUCUACAAAUAUUUCGUCAUCUCAAUCGUCCUUUUGUCUACUCGAGCUGUCGUACUUGUUAUAGUUUGCGAACUCUAUUUGAGUCUAUCUUGAAUCAGUUAUUACUUCAUCAAAAAGAUGCAGACAAUGGAUAUUUGAGUGCAAAACGCUGUGAAAAAACAUCAGAUUUUGUUAACUUUCUACGUGAAGCCUUAGUUAAAGUUGUAAAAACUCUCCAGGGGAACCCAGGAAAGAUAGGCACCAAGAAGUUGACUGGACAAGGGCAUGGACAUAUGAUCUACCUGAUUGUUGACAACUUGGAACUUGUUAGAGACUGGGACAAGAGUUCAAGCAUAUUGCCCUUUCUGUUUAAUCUCCACGAAGUUUUAAACAUGAAUGAGGUUGGAUUUCUCUUCAUCAGUAAUACUUCUCCUGAUACAUACUAUUCAAAUAUGGGUUACUUGGAUCCCAUUCCUGUGUAUUUCUCUGAGUACACAGAAGAUGAUCUUCGUAAAAUUUUUAUAAGGAAUCAAACCAAUCAAGAGAUGUAUUCUUCCUUUUUAAGUGUUGUAUUGGGGCCAUUCUAUAGAAUUACUAGACAUGUGAAUGAGCUAUCCAUAGCGUUUUCAUCAUUGUAUAAAAUAUAUUGUGAAGCUUCAGAUGAUCUGAAUGACGUUCCCAACGAGUCCAGCAAGAGGGCACGUUUCAGUCGUUUUCAGCCACAUAUCUCCCCUGCCUUGAAUCAGAUAUUUAAAAUUUCAUCUCCACCUUCUGAGGUUAAUACUUUGAAGGAAGCAAAGAGAAAAGCUGGUAGUAAGAAGUUUGGUGGGUGUGACUCUUCAGAGCACUUGGAUUUUCACAUGUCUACUUCCGCAAAAUAUCUUCUUCUUUCAGCAUUCCUUGCUUCAAGAAACCCAGCUACACUUGAUGCAUCACUGUUUGAUUCAACUGGCGGCUCUAGCAGUAGAAAAAGAAAGAAGAGGCCAUCUGAAAAAUCAAUCGAGCAGAAGGAAAUUUCUGAACAGGAGUUGCUUAUGAAAGGACCAGGAACUUUUCCACUGGAGCGAUUGCUUGCAAUAUUUCAGUGCAUUACAUCUGUGGCAGAAAUCUCACUUGAAGACGACCAAGGAAAUGUUGCAAUGGACAGUCAAAAUGAGGAUAGUGAACUCAUGUCUGAUGUUCUUCUGCAACUUUCCAGCCUCUGCAAUGCAAACUUUGUGGUCAAAGGAGGAAGUUGCCCACUAGAAGGGUCAACUCGAUAUCGCUCUACAGUGUCUGAAGAUAUGGCUUUGAAGGUGGCAAGGAGUAUUAAGUUCCCUCUGUCCAAGUACAUGUACAGAAGAUAAAAUGUGACAAAGAAAUGUAUUUGUAACAUGUCAAAAGAAUCCAGAUUCCAGAUUCUCAGGUACCGAGAGCAAGUAGCGUCAACAACUUAUCGGCUGAACUCGACGGCACAACAAUGGCUCAAUGAUGAGCUUGAGAGAAGAAAUGGACUGCAUCUAAUGCACAAAAGAAGAAAAAUACAGUACUUUCUUAUAACUCUAUGGAAACAGUUGUACAACCUACUGGACAGAUCUUGUCAAGUAAGGUCGUAAAAUACAAUACUUUUCAGAAGCUUCCUUUUUUAAUUUAGAAAUGUGGGAUGUGGGGGGUGGGGGGUGGGGGGUGGGGGGCUUAAAGAAACAGCAGGUGGUAUAAUAUGUUCUUUUUAAGAGCAUUAGACCAUAAAAUGACAUGUGUUGAAAACUUGAAUAUUCAUCUAGAAACAACUUUCCAUGGUUGGAAAAUCAUUGAUGCUGGUUAGUUACCAGCUAUUGCUGUAUGGCUUCAAAAACAGAGAGAUAUGAGAAAAAGGAAAAACUGUGGAUUAUUUUAGCAAUGUCUUAGGUCACCUAUUCUAUUCCUUUUGGCUCUCAAAACCGUCGGCAGCAGUUGAGAAUAUAUUAAAAGAGAAUGGGAAGAGAGAUUAGACUUUCACCUACCUUUUCAAGGAAGUAGAUAUGUACUUUAAUUAUCAGUUGUUCAAAAAUGUUGCCCCCUUUUUGGCUCCAUCUUCCAAAACUUAGAACCUACUGUCCAUGAAAAUCUAUUGGUAACUUUUUUUUUUAUUUU